UUCACUUUAAGCACCUGCCCCUCGAAGGGUCUCUGCACGGCCCUGGCUGGACUAUAUAAACCAAACAUUGGGGCUUUGCAUUAUAGUCGGCGGUAACAGUACGCCAUAAAACAGGCAUUACAUCCAAAUCAGAAAAGCACAACAGAGCACCAGGAUGAUCAGUUCUGGAAAGGUGAUCAAGUUGUUCUAUGAUAUUUCCUCUCCUUACUCCUGGCUGGCAUUUGAGGUGCUGUGUCGUUAUAAAAAUGUUUGGAACAUGGAACUCAAGUUGAAACCGGCAUAUUUAGCAGGCGUCAUAGAUGGCUCAGGGAACCAGCCCCCUGGAUUAAACACUAAUAAGCUCAUGUACAUGACUUCAGAUCUGAUGCUGCUGUCCCAGUACUUUGGGGUUCCAAUGUAUCAAACUUCAAAACUUAGCAAAAAAGACUCUGUGAUUCCGAUGCGUUUUGUGACCGCGGUGGCAGAGAAGGAUAAAGAUGGUGGUGAUCUGGUGGAGAAGGUUUCUAGAGAGCUCUGGAAACGAAUGUGGAGGACUCAUCAGGACAUAGUCCAGCCUGCUUCACUCACUGAGGUAGGAAUAAAGGCUGGUUUCUCAGCUAUUGAGGUGGAAGACAUUCUGACCCUUGCUAAAUCUCAGCAAAUCAAAGACAAGCUGAGAAGUAUCACAAAUGAAGCCCUGGAGUAUAAAUGCUUUGGUUUACCAUUCAUUGUGUGUCAGGUUGACGGGAAGGCUAAGGUUUUCUUUGGUUCAGACAGAUUUGAGCUUAUGGCAUAUUUUCUUGGGGAGAAGUGGUUGGGGCCUCACCCUACCAAGUCCACAGUGUAACGCUGCACCUCCAAACUGUAUAUUUUAAGCAACCUCUAAAUAAACAUAUUCAAAUUCAUAUGCCAUUAAGUUGACGAUUUCUAUUCCAAAUCAUUAACACAGUGUAUUUCAUGCACAUUAAGUCAAGAGUCAUGCCUGUUUGUCUAAACCUACUAGAGAAAAUUGGUUUCAUAAAAAAAAAGUUUUUUGAAAUGACACAUUGUCAAUUGUACAAUUGUAAUCCUCUCUGAUAGCUAAAUAGUGUGUUUAGCUGCUCUUUAUUAACAUAGGGAUGUUAAGAGAGUGUAGAGCAGGGAUCCCCAAACCACAGCCCGUUGGCCAUAUAUGGCCCACCCCCACAUUAGGACCGACCCUGCUAACUAUGCCGGAGACAUUUAAAAAUAUAUACUUUUAAUAUGUUUUACUCAUAUCAUAUAUCAAAUAUUUUACAGUGUUUUUGUAUAAGAAGAUUUUGUGUUAAAUACAAAAUAAAGAAUAAAUAAUUUCCCUAAAAUUGUUGACCGCUGUGUGCUGACACGGUAACAGGUGUUCAGAAAUUUUCUGUGACUAAGAUAUUCGGUGAUGAUAGGUGGGGUAUACGUGAAUAUUCAUGAGUUUUUUGCCUGAGUGUUCCUAAAAAAUUCUGUGAGUUUACAGAAAAUUUUCAACAAGGUAAUUGAUUUUUUAACAAUAUACGAUGUUAAGUUUCGUAAAAAAUAAUUUGUCAUACAGAAAAUGUUAGAAAUUGUGUCAUUGUGGUACGUUUAAUUAAAUAUUUUAUUGAGUAAUGAGAUCAUUCUUCUCGGAUCAGCUUUUUAAAAAGGUAAAUAUGUUUCAGGGAACGAUAAAUGAAAAUUCACAUUUUCUUGAGUCUAUGUAAUAGCUUUGUCAAAAUGUAUCAGUUUUGCCAAUAAAGUUUAUGGGGAGUUUA
Messenger RNA from Danio aesculapii, 1736 nucleotides. Its product is annotated as glutathione S-transferase kappa 1-like. Bases 155 to 826 code for a protein of 223 amino acids. Lineage: Eukaryota; Metazoa; Chordata; Actinopteri; Cypriniformes; Danionidae. Gene Ontology annotation, cellular component: mitochondrion; peroxisome. The record is from RefSeq and is a predicted model, not a curated record. The transcript has 8 exons. Gene Ontology annotation, molecular function: glutathione peroxidase activity; glutathione transferase activity. Gene Ontology annotation, biological process: glutathione metabolic process.